Olea europaea var. sylvestris is the source of this 1903-nucleotide messenger RNA. RefSeq lists its product as uncharacterized. The transcript has 2 exons. Lineage: Eukaryota; Viridiplantae; Streptophyta; Magnoliopsida; Lamiales; Oleaceae. The record is from RefSeq and is a predicted model, not a curated record. The coding region runs from base 1242 to 1604 and encodes 120 amino acids.
UUAGCUGACAAAGAAAGCUGUUAGAUACAGUUAGUUAGAAUAAAUGCAGUUAGUUAGUUAAAUCUGUUGAAGUACAGCUGUAGUGCUGUUGUAAUGUAUCUAUAAAUGUAAACACAUUUCAUCUUUGAUCAAUAAUAAAAAUACCGGGAAUUCAUCUUCUUCUCUUUUUUUCUUUAUCAUCUCCAAACUCUAAGCUCAAACUGCAGAUUUCAAUUCUGAAAUUUAACAUGGUAUCAGAGCAAAGAUAAGCUUUUCGUUGCUGUUUUUUUUUCUUUCAUUUUCCAGAUUUCUACUGGAAUCAUUCUUGGUUUUCUGAAGAUUCUUCAGUUCUUACUCUUGCAAACAACUGGACGUACAAGUUGCAUUCCAGUUCUUCAAGAUUCUGCUGAUGUGCUUCCAUCCAUGGCUGCAAAUCCGGCCACUCUCAAGUUGUUUCCCAGCAGAAAUUAGCCUCUAUUGGUUUCAGCUCAUGAACUUUUAAUUUCUGUCAUUUUAUCUUCUUCCUGAGUAAAAACAAACCAUGGCGAAUUUCCUCUUUAAUCCUGCUGAUGAUCCAACCAGUCACUAUUUCCUGCAUCCAAGCAAUAACCCUGGCACUCUGAUUGUUUCUGAGGUCUUGAAUGGAGAUAACUACACUUCUUGGAGCCGUUCAAUUUCUAUGGCACUGAGUGUCAAGAAUAAGUCAGCCUUCAUUGAUGGUUCUUACCAACUCCAAGUCCACCAAAUGGUGUUGUAUAUAAUUGUUGGGUGCGUGCUAACAAUCUGGUAUUAUCUUGGUUGUUAAAUUCAAUCAACAAAGAGAUUCGUCAAAGUUUGUUGUAUAUUUCAUCUGCCUGUGAAGUAUGGAAUGAACUCAAAACUAGAUAUACUCGUAGUGAUGGUCCUAGAGUGUAUCACUUGGAGAAAUCAAUCAGUUCCAUUUCUCAAGGCUCACAGCCAUUAACCACAUACUACAAUUCGUUCAAGGACAUUUGGGACGAAUACAUCAGCUGCAGACCACUUCCAAAAUGCAAUUGUGGAAUACUUUCCAGCUGCACCUGUGAUAUACUACGAUAUCUGAUAGACAACAAUCAGAUGGUGUUAUGAUGUUUCUCGUUGGGCUAAAUGAAUCCUAUUCAGCACUAAGAAGCUAGUUGCUCCUGACUUCUCCACUUCCAUCAUUAGCUCGAGUAUAUGCCCUUCUCAUUCAAGAAGAAAGCCAACGACAUCUACAAACUCAUUCACUCCCAGAAUCAAUUGCAAUGGUAGCAAGGCAACCUCCCAAAACAUUAAGCAAACCUCCACCUUGGAAGGAUAAAAAGAAGCCUAAAUGUACUCAUUGUGGUUAUCUUAAUCACACUGCAGAUUUGUGUUUUCAACUCAUAGGUUACCCCUCGGGUUGGAAAGGUCCUAGAUUGUCAAGAAAGUUGGUUGAUACUCCUGCUGUCCAUGCUGUAACAACAAGUAAACCUGCAGAUGAUGGGGGACCAAGUAAUUCAUUCAAUCACGAUCUUUACCAGCAAUUCAUAGCUUUUACCAAAACCCAGCAAACACCAACACAUAACCACACAGCAGCUACUAUCACUGCAGGAUCUGUCCAGCAUGAAGAUGACUGGUUUUGCUAAGGAAAUAGCAGGCUUAGAUCAUCUACUGUUUAGUCAUCAUCAACCUAUGCCUCAAUCUAUCACCAGUUCAACAGCACUUGCCUCUCAAUAUCCCAACUAUGACCUAUGGCAUCACAGACUUGGGCAGAUAUCUGACGCAAGAAUGUCCAAGAUCCCACAGAUUAAUUCUCAAAUACCUUGUAAUAGUUUGCAUAUAUGUGAAGUUUGUCCCCUAGCAAAACAAAGGAAAUUACCCUUUCCCAUCAGUGAAUCAAUAUCAAAUAAGAUUUUUGAUUUAGUCCAUUGUGACAUUUGGGGCC